Molecule: messenger RNA, 2527 nt
Organism: Cimex lectularius (bed bug)
Lineage: Eukaryota; Metazoa; Arthropoda; Insecta; Hemiptera; Cimicidae
Gene: Dhap-at
Product: dihydroxyacetone phosphate acyltransferase
Exons: 15
Coding region: 325-2412 (695 amino acids)
Biological process (GO): ether lipid biosynthetic process
Cellular component (GO): peroxisomal membrane; mitochondrial membrane
Molecular function (GO): glycerone-phosphate O-acyltransferase activity
Source: RefSeq, a predicted model, not a curated record
UUGAAGAUCAAUAAGUGCUACAAUUCAUAAAAAUAGUUCGUUGUCAAUUGCCUUGAAUAAGUGACCUAAGAAGAAUUAUAAACAUGAAUGUAAGCUUGUUUUCUUAUAAAAUUUAAAAAAAGAUGAUAACUAACAAAAACUUUAUUUCAAAUACAAAUAAAUUAAUAUUUUAAAAUUACUCAAAAAGUAUCUUCUACAUAGAAUAAAGCUUUAAACAUUAGAAAAAGUAUUAUCAUUGAAAAAAGAAGAAAGAAAACAUCAUACUGUUUAUAAAUUAGUAUUAGCAAAAGGAUAGUAGAAAGAAAGCAAAAAUUAAUUCAAGAUAUGCAUGCAUCAAAUAAAAUAUGUAGAAAGUGUGAAAAGUCCAACUGUUCGCAAUGUUUGAAUGGGCAGAUAAUCAUAACCGGAGAAGAAGAUGGUUGCGAUUUCGACUCGUCUAAUGCAAGUUACACCAACAUCCUCCAUAAUGUCCAACAGACCAAUGAUUUCCUAUGGGCUACAAGGGAUUUAAAUUUUCAACGAGUUAACAUCUCUCCUAUACCAGCACCAAGUCCGAAGCAGUUAAUACAGAUUGUUGCUAAACAUGUAGCAAAUAAAUUACAGAAUCAAGACAUGCUAACACCAGAUACAGUCACAAGGAUAAAUCAAAUUUUAAAUGAGAUUGGUUAUGAUUUCAAUUUGCCAAUUAUUAGGUGGUUAGCAUGGGUGCUUAAUAGAACACUUAAAUCGACAUUGGAUGGCCUUUAUGUUUCAAACGUACAAGCGUUGUUGGCCAAUCAAGGGAAAAGUCCAGUUGUGCUCCUACCUACUCACCGAAGCUACGCUGAUUUCAUUCUGAUGGCAUAUAUUGCAUUUUUAAACGAAAUUGAGUUACCAUGUGUGGCUGCAGGAAUGGACUUCCAUGCAAUGUUUAUGAUGGGUAGCAUAUUAAGAAAGUGCAAAGCCUUUUACAUGAAGCGGCGUUUUUAUGAUGACCCAUUGUACAAAAUGGUAUUCAACCAUUACCUGAGAUAUUUAUUAAUUUAUGGCAAUUCCCCUGUAGAAUUUUACAUAGAGGGAACAAGAAGUCGAUCAGGAAAGACAUUACCGCCAAAAUACGGGCUACUUUCAACUGUCGUUGAUUCUUAUUUGAGAAACGAAGUUGUUGAUGUCAGUAUUGUACCGGCAGCGUUAGUUUAUGAUAAAAUUAUGGAAGAAGUUUUAUUUGCUCAUGAACACCUUGGAGUACCCAAACCGAAAGAGUCAACAAUGAAACUGAUUAAGAGCCUUCGCAGUAUGAAUCAAAAAUAUGGAAAUGUCUAUGUUUCUUUUGGCAAUCCGAUAUCACUAAGAUCGUUUGUUAAAAACAAUAUGGACAGAGAAAACAAAAAUAAUCCAAAAGCUAUAAUGGAAGGCCUUACUAACCUAGGAAUUUCUAUAAUCAAAAGACAAAAGGAGCUUUCUGUUGUAACUGUGUUCAAUGUCGUUUCAAUUGCUGUUGCAAAUAUCAUUAUAAAAUCAGACCAAUACGCUACAGAGUUAGAAACCAUUUGCCAUCAUGUAAAUGACGUAACGACCAUCCUUAAAGAAGCUGGAGCUACAUUAUUUAUUCAAGAUGGUUUAAAUUUAGCGGAUGCAGUAACAGAGUCAGUGAAAAAUCACAAUAACCUUGUCACAAUAAGUAAACAUGGUCUUGUCCACUUUAAACGUAUCUAUGAAAAUGUAUCUCUUAAAAGCCAAGGGAAAUCUGAUUAUUUUAUGGAAAGAGGUCUUAUGCAAACAGCCAUACCGCGCAUCAUGUUACAACUGUACAUUAAUCCUUCGAUGACUUAUUUUUCAAAUCCAGCAUUGUUAUUGGCCAUUUUGCAGUCCAAAGAACAGGAACUUGACAUAGUUCAUUUAAAAAAUGAGUUUGUAUUAUUCAAUACUACAUUCAAAAGAGAAUUUGUUAAUAGUGAUACUUCAGUCGAUCGGAUAUAUAAUGAUGCUUUGGAUAUGCUGGAAAGACUUAAUUGUAUCGUUGUCAAUGGACCAAAAGUUUUCAUCAAUAGAAAUACAAACGAUUAUGUGGAGAUAUUGUUGAAUGCAUUAGCACCAUUCUUAGCUGGAUAUAUUUAUGUAAUACAUGUAUUACUUGAGAUACCUGAAGAUCAACAGUACACAAAUGCCGAGCUGCUGAAAAAAGUACAAUAUUUUAUUGUGUCUGUUCAUAAUGAAGGGAACUUAAAACAUCCGUAUGCCCUGUCGUUGGACCUUUUAGGAAAUGCUUUAGCGACAUUUUUGGAACUAGAAGUUUUAAUUAAAAGAGGGGGCACACCUAUGCAACUAAAUGUUAAUAAGAUUAGAGCUUUAAAACUUGCAAAUUCAUUGGAUUCUUUAAUGUUGGGCUUUCAACUAUUUUCCAACAUUAAUUUAUUAACGUGCAAACUGUGAGUGGAGAGAAUAUGCUGAAAUUCAUAUUUGUUUUUAAAAUUUGUAUUACAAAAUUUUUCUAAUUUAAUUGUUAUGUAGAAAUGUUAUAUAAAAUAUAGAUCAUUAACAACCUUUA